Apaloderma vittatum (bar-tailed trogon) is the source of this 2131-nucleotide messenger RNA. It is a transcript of the gene FAM234B, whose product is annotated as KIAA1467 ortholog. The transcript has 12 exons. The record is from RefSeq and is a predicted model, not a curated record. The annotation marks the transcript as partial. NCBI's taxonomy places the organism in Eukaryota, Metazoa, Chordata, Aves, Trogoniformes, Trogonidae. Gene Ontology annotation, molecular function: protein binding.
GAAAGAAGAGCCCAGACCUUGGGGAAUACGAUCCCCUCACUCAGGCAGACAGUGAUGAAAGUGAAGAUGACCUGGUGCUCAACAUCCAGAAGAAUGGGGGGGUCAAGAAUGGGAAGAGCCCCCCUGAGGAGGUGCAGGACCCUGACUCUGAUGUGGAGGUUGGGAUGACAAAGCAGCACACGGCAGAGAGCGCACCCGAGGGUUAUCCUGCAGAGACGACUGGGAGUUUGGAGCAGAAGGCUGCUCCCUCCCUCAUGCCAUACCUGCGCACAGCGAUCUUUUUGCUCACUGUGGUGAUCUCGAUGAUUCUCGUGUUGGUGUGCGCAUUUCUAAUUCCCUGUCCCCCUAGAGACUUGCAUAACACCUGGAACCGCAACCUAGGUCAGGGAGCAGGCGGUGUGUUAUCCCCACUGGAGCUGUGUGAUGUGAACGGCGAUGGGCUCCCUGACAUCCUCAUUGUCUUCACUGCCUUGAUGAAUGCUAGCGUCAUGGGUGUCUCUAGACCCUCUGUAACUGCGGUGGCCCUUUCUGGUAUGAAUGGCAGCACCUUGUGGUCCAUCCAGCUUCCAGAGGAGACUCGGAGUCUGCAGUGCAAAGGGCUGUCAGUGGGGCCCCCUGCACAGCCCGUCUGCCUUGUUACAGGAACAUCAAAAUUCCUCAGCCUUCUCAGUGCCUCCACAGGCAAGACCAUCUGGACGCUGAACUCCGUCCACCUUACAAGUGGGUUCCUGGCUGCACCAGCUGCAACUCUCCCGGAUAUAGACGGAGAUGGGAUUAGGGAUAUUGUUGUUAUGGCGCUCAAAGAGAUACAGCCUGUUGUGUUUUUCGUCUUGGUGUCGGGAAAGACUGGGACUGCUUUAGGUGGGCCUGUGAAGUACAAGACCAAUGGAGAAGGGAAAGUGAUUGGUCCCCAAGUCCACAUCACCAGCCGGGGAGCCAUCUACAUCCUGUUUGGUUUUGGUAAUGUUCAAGCCGUUGCCCUGAGGGAUCUCUUUACCCAAGCCAGAAACCGGGACCGAUUUCCUGCAGUGCUGGAGCAGGAGGAGCCAGAGUGGGAAAAGCGCAGAUCUGUCAACCUGUCAGAGCUCAUUGACAUUUACAGUGGAGGUGUUGACUUCCUGCAGAUGAUGAAGACACCUGACACAAACUGCAGCAACCUGCUCAUCACAACAAAAGAGGGCUUGGUCCUACUGCAGGGACAGGACCUGGAGCUCCGCUGGACCCUGGAAUUGCAGAACAUCAGCAGCCAGCCUGUACCAGGUUACUUCAGUGCUGACCAAACUCUGGACUUUAUGCUGCAAGCACAGACUGGAGAUGGGAACAAAAAGGUGGUGGUGCUAGAUGGCAAAUCUGGCCUCCCUGUUUGGAACCAGGAGCUCCCAUGGCAGAAGCAACAACUGGAUGCACUGUCAGUCAUGACUUUGGAGAAGAAGUCUGUUUUUCUCUUCUGGGCUGAUGAAGCGCAGCCUGUGUUACAAAGUUUGCAACCUGGUCCCAGAACUGAGCGCCCAGGACUGCACCACCUCUAUCUCCUCCAUCCUGUUUUUCCUACAGUCCUUUUGGACCUCACCAACACAACAGACAAAGUCAUUGCUUCAGCAGUUGGAAUUAAUGAUCUCCAGAAGGAUGCAUUUCACAUCACUGUGACAACAACUGCAACCUCUGAAACACAGCCAGGAUUUCUCUCAGUCAGCAAGCUGGGCCUAAAGUGGGCCAUGAUGAGUCAAGGUCGAAUGGUGUGGCUGAAGGACACCAGCACUCCCAAAAUCAGCCGUGGAGAAGUGAGGCGAUUUCUUGCCCGGCUGAAAUUUGUUGAUUUUCCUCAGAAGCUCUAGCCUGGUGGUUCCUCAGAUUUUAACUGGACCUGUGGCCUGUAUUGGGAAUAGAGGAAGCUGCGCUUUGGAUCUUCAGGAAAGCUGCUGUGUAGAGGAAAUGGGGGCUAAAAGCACUUCCCCUUUCUUCAGCGAUCUGGGAGAUGCUACUGGAGGCAGGUUUGUCCUAGGCAGACCUGUCCUGUACCAGAGGAACCUUGUUCAGCAUCCCCCCCCUCCAUAUGCUGUUCUUGCAUGCUUUCUCCCAGGUAACACAGAAAUGUGAAUUUAGAAUUUAUAUACAUAUAUAUACAUAUACA